Messenger RNA from Thrips palmi, 896 nucleotides. RefSeq names its product protein takeout-like. NCBI's taxonomy places the organism in Eukaryota, Metazoa, Arthropoda, Insecta, Thysanoptera, Thripidae. The record is from RefSeq and is a predicted model, not a curated record. The transcript has 6 exons. The coding region runs from base 76 to 852 and encodes 258 amino acids.
CGAGUGCCGGCCGGCCCCACACUGGUACGGAGCGGCGCGCUUCAGACUCAUUCGCCGACUCGCGAGGCUGGCGACAUGGCCCGCUUCCUGGAGCUCCUCGUCGUGGGCCUGGUGGGCCUGGCGCUCGGCCUGGCGCUCGCGGACGCGGCCAAACUUCCUGCCUACUUCCGCCCGAAGUGCUCCCGACGGUCAUCCGACGAGGUCCUGUCUGCGUGCGUCCAGAAAGUCGCCAACCAAGGCGUCAGCUCGCUCGCAAACGGAGACAAGAAGCUCGGCAUCCCCAGCAUGCGUCCGCUGGUGGUGCCCCGGAUGGCACUGUCUCAGGGCACGAGCACCGUGGGCCUCAACAUCACCUGGGAGCCGGCUGAGAUCUGGGGACUGGGCGAGAGCCGCCUCUAUAACUACAAGACGAACUACGCCAACAAGAGCACCCACUUCGACGUGCUGAUCCCCUCCUUCACCUUGUCCGGCACGUACCGGUCCAGCGGCCGGGUGCUGCUGCUGCCCAUCCACGGCAACGGCCCCUCCAACGUCACCGUCACCAACCUAAGAGUUCACUACUACUACGAGUGGCCCACAAAGAAGAAUGCCGACGGCAAGGAAUACUUCUACAUCCCCAAGUCGGACAUCAACAUUAUCGGGGCGGACGCCAUGUACAUCAACUUCGACAAUCUCUUCAACGGCGACCAGACGCUAGGCAACAGCAUGAACUUGUUCCUCAACGAGAAUUGGCGGGAGCUGCUAAAGGAGCUGGGCCCCGGCAUGGCCGAGGCCGUGGGGGGAGUGGUGCUGCUGGUGGUCAAGAGGCUGUCGGAGCUCGUCCCAGCAGACGACUUCUGGGCCGAUCGGUGAAACUAUUCUUAGAAAUUAAAUAAACAUUGAUAUAAGCCGAUGGA